GAUUUGCAUCUUACAUAUAACCUCCGCACGCAAGCCCGUCCGUGAGCUGCGAGCAGCUGGCGCAGUUGGCCCUUUCUUUAUGCCCACGCUAGCACCCCAGGCCUCCGCUACAUGUCAACAAUGGCUUGAAUAAUACACUCCACAUUUGAGAACCCCGACCAGAAAUGCAGACCGGGUCGCUGGUCAAGUCGCUAGCACAGCAGACUGAGGAGCUCUCUAAAGACCUCGACUCGUUCUCAGAUAGAGCAUUUGAGCUAUGCCGUUUAGCUAAGGAGCUGAAAGAGCGGGCGGGGAAGACCUUUGUGGAGAAGGCGUGCCAAGUGGAGACGGCCGCGGUCGGCGCGCCAUCAUAUCAACUCGACCGCGCCAAGCGGAUGGCGCCAUUUGCGUUCACGGGCUUUGACCGCAAAAUUAACUGGCGUAAGCUGCGUGCGCUCAAUGUAGACAAGGUGGUGUCUGACACGGACACGCGCACGCUGCUGGAGAUGUACGGCGAGCUGGCGUACGCGGACCUGGAGGCGGAGUCGGUGUACGACCUCAGCGAAGCAAACCUGCUCAAGGUGGUGCGGCUGCUGCAGCUGCUGCUGCAGUUCCAGCAGUACCAGCUGGAGCAGGGCCUGGGGGUGCAGCAGCUGCUGCGGGAGGAGCAGGCGGAGGCCGUGGGGCUGCUGCGGCAGAUCCCAAGGCUGCAGAUGAAGGGUUUGCAAGACGGGCUCGGCGCGUUGCAAAGCAACUUCUACAAGGUCGCGGAUGCGGAUAUGGACGCAAUGUUCCAGCAGGUCCGCACCGAGGAGCGCACCGGCGCACGCGACACCGUGGGCCACAACGUGGACCAGGUCAAGCAGGUGCUGGACCCCCGCAUCUUUGGUGGGGGCCAGGGCCCGGCCGGCCCCGGUGAGGCCACCUCCGGGGCCGGAGGCGCUGGAGCAGGCGGAGCAGGGGGCGGCUUCGGCGGCGGCACCUCCACAAGUGCGGGCCACUGGCCGCCGGCCGGCACACAACUACGGUCUGAAAUCCAGAUGCAGCGGGGCAGUGUGCCUGCCGGCGCGAUGGUGGGCCCCGGCGUGGGUGGCAUGAUGGGCGGCAGCGGUGGGGCGGGCGCCAAUGGGGCGGGCACCGGCGCGGGGCCAGGCGUUGGAGCUGGCGGAGGUGGGCCCGGAUGGCCAGGGGGGCCCGGCGGGCCGCCGCCGCCGCCUGCGGUGGUGCGCCCCGCGCAAUCCGUAUCGUCGCUCACCAGCGGCGUGGCGAGGUUGUCAGUAGGGCAGCAGAGGCCGGGGCCGGGAGUGGGGACGUCGUAUGGCGGAACGUAGUGGAGCAGUGGGCGAGGUGAGUCGAGGGGCAAAGCCAGGGGCGAGUUGCGGAACGAGGGCACAUGACGCCAGAACCUACACACCGGACCGUCUUUUGCACUCCAAACUCUUGAAGUGCUACGGUAACCUGUCAGGGGCGAUUGAGAGCCAUAUACUUUCAAGCAUGUGCGAGUCGAAGUGAUCGGGUUCGAGUGGAAGCGGUUGGUCCCGCGGGGCUGUCCCGGGCAGCAGUUGGGUGCUGACUCGGCGUGCAAGCUUUAAGUCCGAACCCCAGCAAGUGAGAAGCUAAAACUAUCCUUGAGCUGCGACAGUGCAAUGAUAGCGCGUUUCUGCGCGCUCGCGCGACCGGUGGGUUCCGACCCGCAGAUGAGCGGCUGGGCAAUUUCUGGGAAAUGAAAGCGCUGCACCUGGAGAUUUUACUAUUGUC
Chlamydomonas reinhardtii is the source of this 1737-nucleotide messenger RNA. RefSeq lists its product as uncharacterized. The coding region runs from base 165 to 1310 and encodes 381 amino acids. NCBI's taxonomy places the organism in Eukaryota, Viridiplantae, Chlorophyta, Chlorophyceae, Chlamydomonadales, Chlamydomonadaceae. The transcript is spliced from 9 exons. The record is from RefSeq and is a predicted model, not a curated record. Gene Ontology annotation, cellular component: cytoplasm.